AUGAAUUGGGGUAAUGAUUCAGAUGGACCUGCUCCUAACAUUUCAGUUUCUGUUAAUAAGAAAUGGGUUGACGAGGACCUUGAGCUCGAUCAAGUCAAGGAAGCAUGGGAUCAAGAAUCUUCAGAUGAAGAAGAAGGAAAAGUAAAAACAGAAGAUAUUUCUAAAAAGAAAAAAGUAUCUAUUGCAAAAAAAAUUGCGGAACGAGAACAAAAGAAAAAAACCGAGAGACUAUUUGAUGUUGAGGAUGACGAAUUAGAUUUAGAGGAGAAAAAAAGAAGAGAGGCUCAAGCUAUUCUUGACGCAGAUCUUGAAAAUGCCGAAGGAUUAUUCCAAGGAUUGACUAUUAAAGAUACUGGACGAAAAUCUAAAGAAUUGACAACUCCCUCCAAUAAAGAAGGGACCAUUAAAGUUGUUGAAGCCUCUCCUUUAGACAGAAUAAAUCCCCAGACUAGCGAAGAAUUUGAUGAAUUUGCGUCACUACUAAGUGAGCGGAUUAAAAAAUAUGAAAAAAAUAAAUUCUACCCGAAUUUCGUUUCCGGAUUAGUACGUGAAUUAUGUUUGAAUCUUAGAGAUGUUGAAAUUCGCAAAAUUACUGGCACAUUGACAAAUUUAGCAAAUGAAAAAUCAAAGGAUACCCAAAAAACAAAGAAGAAAGCCAUGUAG
Messenger RNA from Diversispora eburnea, 663 nucleotides. The record is from the annotation of a GenBank genome assembly. NCBI's taxonomy places the organism in Eukaryota, Fungi, Glomeromycota, Glomeromycetes, Diversisporales, Diversisporaceae.